This is a messenger RNA of Knipowitschia caucasica, 981 nucleotides long. The record is from the annotation of a GenBank genome assembly. NCBI's taxonomy places the organism in Eukaryota, Metazoa, Chordata, Actinopteri, Gobiiformes, Gobiidae.
AUGUUACGCCCGAGAGACGAGCCCCGAUAUGAUACGCCCGAGAGACGAGCCCCGAUAUGUUACACCCGAGAGACGAGCCCCGAUAUGUUACGCCCGAGAGACGAGCCAAAUAUGUUACGCCCAAGAGACGAGCCCCGAUAUGUUACACCUGAGAUGGUGGCAGUACUGACGGACCAGGUGACACGGCGGGGACAGCCGACAGUACAGAGGACCAGUGCACAGGCCACCCAGUACCUCCCCGACCGCCCGCACCCCCCCCAGGCCCACGCGCGACACCCGAGACAGCGCCCCAACAGACAGGACCCGUGGCCCCCCGAGCCGAUGGACAGAGGACGGAGAGGCCACGGGACAGGACAGAGGACCGGCCCGGCCCCCCGGCCCGAGGCCCCCGGGCCCGGCCCGGCCCGAAGGCCGGGCCCGGCCCGAGGAACAGGCCCUGACCGGCCCCCCCCGGCCGGUCAGGCCCCGAGGCCCGGAGAGACACGCCCGGCCCCGGCCGGAGGAGGAAAGGCCAGACAGAGGCUGCAGGAGGACAGUCCCCUGGGCCCCCCCAUGCUGCAGGAGGACAGUCCCCUGGGGGUCCCCACGCUGCAGGAGGACAGUCCCCUGGGGCCCCCCAUGCUGCAGGAGGACAGUCCCCUGGGCCCCCCCAUGCUGCAGGAGGACAGUCCCCUGGGGCCCCCCAUGCUGCAGGAGGACAGUCCCCUGGGCCCCCCCAUGCUGCAGGAGGACGGUCCCCUGGGGGGCCCCUACACUGCAGGAGGACAGUCCCCUGGGGGGUCCCUACGCUGCAGGAGGACAGUCCCCUGGGGGGUCCCCACGCUGCAGGAGGACAAAAGGCAUGUUCUGCUCCGACACUGGACCAGGAGGCGGGACCAGGAGGCGGGACCAGGAGGCGGGACCAGGAGGCGGGACCAGGAGGCGGGACCAGGAGGCGGGACCAGGAGGCGGGACUACAUAGCUCUAUUCAAUCAGUCUUAG